Molecule: messenger RNA, 1211 nt
Organism: Haliotis rubra (blacklip abalone)
Lineage: Eukaryota; Metazoa; Mollusca; Gastropoda; Lepetellida; Haliotidae
Product: neutral cholesterol ester hydrolase 1-like
Molecular function (GO): hydrolase activity
Source: RefSeq, a predicted model, not a curated record
AUAGGUGAGUAAUCAUUACCUUCAGAAGAUAUACGGGUUGCUCUUGUGGGAACUCACCACACGCUUGAAGACAGUGUUGGGAAGGUCUCCAGCUAGUGACCUAAAAGGUUAUCAUUAUCAAGAUGGGCGUACUGAAGCACCUGCUGACGGCCACAGUGGCCGCUUACCUGGCGUUUGGCUUGUUUCGCUACCUGGACACGGCUGUUCCCGAGGGCGUGCCGGAAGUGUGGAACGCCAGGAUCCUGGACGCUGCACUCAGGACUAAUGGGAAACUGAUACUAUCCCUCCAUGAUUUCGGCGUUACCGGCGGUGUCACGUGGUUCACCAGGAAGAUGGUUGACGUCGUCUUGACAACACUCAUCACCGGAAGUCCUUUCGGGAAAGGCGACGAUCCAGAACUAAAGAUAACGGACACCCAGUAUGACGGCGUGGACGUGAGGGUCUACGAGCCCAAGUCCUGUUCUGGAACCGACAGACCGGUGUUGGUGUAUUAUCAUGGAGGUGGCUGGUCCUGGCUGUCUAUAGAUGUGUACGACCCGACAAUGAGGGAGCUGGCCAAGAGAGUGUCCAUGGUCGUGGUGUCAGUAGGAUACCGUCAGUCUCCCGAGCAUGCUCAUCCAAUCCCUUUUGAAGACUGCCUCACCGCCACGGAGUAUGUUUUAAACAACGCCGUCAAACUAAAGAUAGAUCCGACCCGCGUAGCGAUAUCUGGUGACAGCGCCGGAGGACAUCUGACUGCCGCUGUGGCCCUCCGCCUGAAGAAGAAGAUCAAGAUCCAAGUUCCGAUAUAUCCCUGUUUACAGCUGCUGGAUCUCCAGACUCCAUCCUACAUCGAGAACAGGAUGUACAUCCCGGGAAUGCUGAACGACGUCUCCAUGUUGUCCUACUGGCUGAACUAUGGCAACAUCAGCUACGACCAUAUGGACGACAUCCUCGCCAACAGGCACACCUCAUCUGCUGUCAAAAAGUCGAAAUACGCGGAAAGGAUUAGCCCGAAAUACUACAUGAAGGAGCAUAUCAGGACUGAGAGUUUGAAGUCACCCUCUAAACCCACCGAUUUCGGAAACGAAAAACUUUUUUCGACAAUUGAAGACACUGUCCUUGACCCCUACUUCGCGCCAUUGAUGGCCGAUAACGCGGAGUACAAAGGUUUACCUUUGACCUAUGUGUUAACCGCCGGAUAUGACGUGCUGCGCGACGAUGGAAGGUAG